Aspergillus steynii IBT 23096 is the source of this 1326-nucleotide messenger RNA. RefSeq lists its product as uncharacterized. Bases 1 to 1095 code for a protein of 364 amino acids. NCBI's taxonomy places the organism in Eukaryota, Fungi, Ascomycota, Eurotiomycetes, Eurotiales, Aspergillaceae. The transcript has 4 exons. The record is from RefSeq and is a predicted model, not a curated record.
AUGACCCCUCCCUUUCUCGAUCGCUGUCAUGACUCCGUCUGGUGUUCCCUCCAUGGCAUCAUCCUUAAUAUCCCGCCCACUCGCCUGCCCCUCUUCCCUGCUCUAGCGGGCUCGGUCUGGUUCCUGACGCUGGCUUCGCUCCUCCUCACCUGGAUUGCCCGUGGGAGGCCGCAGUAUCCUGGCCAGAGUAACCCCCAUGUUGCAUUCAUAUCCGACAUUGCGUCUUUCGAGCUAAAGCCAUUAUUUCUCGUCGGCGCCUCCAUCACCGCCGUGGGAUUCGCCUUUAGCGUUGCGAUAGUGCAUGUCGUACGCUACGAACCCGGCUUCGCGCUGGUCAGAUGUCCCGCGGAGGCUUCCUCCAUUGCUACCGGCCGUGGGGAUGUCUCGCCUGCGCCGGUCGCCGAUGACCGCGACGAUGCCAACCCCGACUCCCACGUGCAUCCCCACGUGAAUGAACACGAUGACGUCGAUGACGAGGACCACGAAACCACAAAGACCCUCAAGUUCGUCUCGCUGCUGGCCAUCUUCGCCGCCAGCGUCGCCAGCACCGCCCUCAUUCUGCUGGGCGUCAUGGAUACCUUCCGCUACAAGCGCUUGCAUCACGUUUUCCUCCGCAUCUGCUUCUCCGGGCUGGCGGUGCAGUCGGCCUGCACGGCCAUCGUGUACUCCAACGAGGUCCUCGGCUUCAUCUCGUACGUCUAUCAUCUGGGCAUCUGGCAGCAUGACUGGGGGAAAAGAAGUCAGCGCGUGAGGGUAUUUGCCUCGCUCUCAACGGCCCUGAUCCUCGUCGAGGUCUUCCUCGCCGUCGCAUUUAUAUCCCUCACCGUCUCCGAGGAGAAUCCGAUAUCCACCUACCGCACUGCCGGCAUCUUGGAAUGGAUCAUUGCGUUCCUGGGCACCGUCUAUCUAUGGCUGUUCUGUGGCUUUCUAGACCGGACGAGCUUCGACACCUGCGUUCCCAGUGCCUUGUAUCACCCGCCGACGCGCCGAAAACCCUCCGGGCAGGCGUUUGGCCCGUCCGCGAGCGCUCUGCCCGACCCCGACCCGGAACGUGCUCCAUUACUGGCCCAUGCUGGAGGUGGGAAAUAUACGUAGAAACGACGUUGAUGCCUGUAUACGCGUCAUGACCCAACUACCUUCUUCUGUAGGUAUGUGUAUAUAUACAAGAAAAGACAAACUUUUGACAGAAGAAUUGAAUCCCGCAGUCGCAAUCGACGGGUUGGGUUAGAAAAGCCCUCCCUCCAUGUAGUCAUUCUGCAAGGGCAUCCAGAUCAAAGCACAAAAACAGUAAUUCCCCCGGGAAACGCAUUUAAUUGAAAUCCAGUC